AUGAUUAAACAUGUCCCUGCAGAGCAGCGCGUGCUGAGAGACUGGAAUACUUUGACAGAGGCCGAACAGCGACAGGCGUCUAGGGCAGAGAUCUUGCAUGAGCUCACCAUCAACAAUUCGUGGCGCGCCAUGGCCAGAUAUACCCGAGCACAAAUCCUUGCCACGCCAUCUGAACGCAUCCCGGACCUUAUCAAUUUCUGGUACGCACGACUGCUGGCACUAAUCAAGUUAGGACAGUAUGAGAUGGCGCAGGCUGAGUUGGAGCAGCUUGGAGAUCUGCGUGGGCCUCAGUUCCGCGAUUUGCAGACAAAGGAACAACAACGCAACGGUACCCUUAAGAAGGGUUCUAUGGUGCCGUUUGAACUGCUUGUCCUCAAGGCGCGUCUGCAAGGAUACUUGGGGGACAUUUACGAGGCAAUUGAUCAACUCUAUGACCUGAUCAUGCAUUGCAAAAAGGUAUGGGGGAUCCACUCGAGAGAUGAGCAAUGGCAGGAGAUCACGGGUCAGCUGCAUCUGAUGGUUCUCAACUAUCUGGUUGAGCUCAAGGAUUACUCGACGGCGACAAAGCAUGGGCGCGACCUGGCAAGGAAAUAUGCCCAGGACGUGAACUUCCAUUCUGGGCUGGGCCGAUUGUACCUGCAGCUCGGAGAUAUCGAGCGAGCGGAAGAGGUAUUCAAGCAGGUGGAGGACAUGGAACAGGGACAACAACAACACUUUAAGCUACAGUUGAUCAUGAACCGCGCAUUACUUGCUGUCACGCAAGGUCAAUGGCAGGCCGCCAAGAGUGCGUUUGAAGAAGUCCUUGCCCAGGAACCAGAAAACCUCGCUGCUACGAACAAUCUGGCGGUGUGUGAGCUGUAUGCUGGACAGCUGAACGAGUCGAUUCCUCGACUGGAACGACUGAUGUUUGCAUAUCCGACCUCGGCAGGGACGAGUGAGCCGUUGGUGUUCAAUAUGGCGACGCUGUACGAACUUCGGACAGAGGGAUCACAGCGGAAGAAGCAGCAGAUGAUGGUCGAGGUGUCCAAGUGGGCAGGCGAUCAGUUCAACGUGGGCAUGUUUAAGAGCUAG
Gamsiella multidivaricata is the source of this 1071-nucleotide messenger RNA. RefSeq lists its product as uncharacterized. Gene Ontology annotation, molecular function: protein binding. The record is from RefSeq and is a predicted model, not a curated record. Gene Ontology annotation, cellular component: TRAPP complex; Golgi apparatus. Lineage: Eukaryota; Fungi; Mortierellomycota; Mortierellomycetes; Mortierellales; Mortierellaceae. The coding region runs from base 1 to 1071 and encodes 356 amino acids. The transcript has 6 exons.